Messenger RNA from Pseudomyrmex gracilis, 1524 nucleotides. It is a transcript of the gene Use1, whose product is annotated as osteoclast-stimulating factor 1-like. The record is from RefSeq and is a predicted model, not a curated record. Gene Ontology annotation, biological process: signal transduction. Gene Ontology annotation, molecular function: protein binding. Lineage: Eukaryota; Metazoa; Arthropoda; Insecta; Hymenoptera; Formicidae. Bases 106 to 1428 code for a protein of 440 amino acids. The transcript is spliced from 8 exons.
ACGUAGAUACACACACGUACAGACGACCGUGACCGUACGCGAAAACAUUUCACGUGCGUCUGUCUGUGUUUUUAUUAUAUAUUUCUUAUUAAAUUAAGUAAAAAAAUGACUCAAACAUCUAGACUGGAGAUUAAUAUCAAACGUCUUCUAACGCGAUGCGAGCUAAUAGCGAAAGAUGAUCCUCACAAAGACUGGAAACUCGAGAAGUACAUACUUGCACUGGACGACAUGAUAAAAGAGCUGCAAAACCUACCAAACAAACCAUCUACCGAUACAAUAACGGACUACACCAAGCGAAUAGAUUUCCUAAAGGGAGUAAUAAAUGCAAUGAAAUUGUCGAAUCCGGUGGAGAGAGUAGUUGCCGCACAAUUGUUACCAAAAAGUUCAGCUAUAGUGAAUGACUCUACAAACAUCACAACGCAAAUCCAUCAAAAGACCGUUGCCAAAUACAAUCAGGAACUGCGUUCAGAAUUAUUUCACACUAACAAGAGUUCAAAUAAAAAUGGUAUACGCCAGAGAUUGUCCACUUCCAACACCCAGGAUGAAGAUCUGGAUGCCAUUCUGAAGUACAAUCGUAAUCUUCAGGAAAAGAUCGCUGAGAACAUGCUCUCCAUGACCAGUAGCAUAAAGGAACACGCCUUGGUGGCAAAUGCUGUCAUAAAAAAGGACAUCAUCAUGCUGGAAAAGUCCGACAAACUGACCGACGUUAAUGCUGUCAAAUUGAAAAAGGAAUCCUUGAAGCUGGAAGAACAUGCCAAUUCAAAAUGGAGAUGUUGGGUGUGGCUUAUAAUAGCUUUUGUCCUAAUUGUAUUUUUAAGUAAGGUAAAAGUGGUCAGAGCGUUAUGCAAGUAUACUGCGCAACGUGCGGACGAACUGUCAUUCGAUGAAGGUGAUCUGCUGUAUGUUUACGACAAAGAUGAGGAUUCAGAAUGGUGGAGAGCUAAGUGCGGAGAUCAGAAAGGACUCAUACCUGUCACUUAUGUUGAGGAACAAACUCAAGAGAUUGAGUUGCCACUGCAUGACGCCGCAAGACGCGGUAAUCUGCAUUUCCUGAAAGAAUAUUUGAAACAAGGCAUAUCGGGGACCGGUUUAGAUGCGGCUGGAAACACACCGUUGUAUUGGGCGGCGCGCACCGGUCACUUGGAAUGCGCAAGAGAACUUUUGAAUUUAUCCAAUUCCGCAGUAAACGCUCAAAAUAAAAUGGGCGACACGCCGUUGCACGCGGCGGCAAGUCACGGGCAUUUGGAGAUGGUAAAUUUACUGCUGGAGCACAAUGCCGACUCAACAUUGAAGAACAAGGACGGUUUCACCGCUGAGGAACUGUCCGUCGACGCGUCCGUCAAAAAUGCGAUACAGUUGCGACAACGUCAAGGCGAAGGCACGUUCGGGUCGUACGACGACGACGAUUACAAUGAUGACAGCGAUUAGAAAUCAUUUCGCGUGUCUGCGAUAAGAUAACGCAUACAUUCUACAUAUUAUAAACGAUCUCAAACGCCAUUCGACAAUUUAUAGUUAAGAAUUAUU